UAUAACAAAUCAAAUAUACUUUAUAGGUAUACUUCUUGGUUCCAGCAAUAAAAACAACAAAAAGAACCCAUGGAGCUUAAUAUUUUUUUCAUUUUUAUUCAAGUGAUAUUCACAAUUAUUAGUCCAGCAUCGUCUGCUAAUUUUAAGCUACUUUCAAGUUCUCCAAUCGGCCCUUACCGUAUGGUCUUUAAACAAGUUUAUAUUUGCAAUCCAGCAGAUCACUAUAAGAUUCAGAUGAACUGGCAUUUAAGUCACGGGGACAAUAAAACAAUGCUUCUAGGAAAUACAACUCUUAAAGUACCUUUUGAUGACAAUUUAUCCUUAGAGAUGAAAAUGGCUUACAAAGAUUCAUACGGAAUGUGGAGAGAAAAUGCAUUCAUGCAUAAAACACUAAAUGCUUGCACUUCGACUAAAUUAUUAUUAGGAAGCGUUUGGACUACAUUCGUAAAUGGUUUUGGAAGUCAAAAUACUAAUUGCCCAAUACUUCCGGGUACUUAUAUAUCUCCAGGUAUGAAUCCGUCAAUUUUUGAGAAGAGCAAUUUCGCAAAAGAAUUAAUUUAUGGAACAUAUAAAAUUCAUAUUAUAUUCAAUUCACGUAAAAAUGAGAUUUUUGGAUGUGUAGUUUUCAUUGUAGAAAUUAAGCGUCUAUGA
Molecule: messenger RNA, 651 nt
Organism: Rhopalosiphum maidis (corn leaf aphid)
Lineage: Eukaryota; Metazoa; Arthropoda; Insecta; Hemiptera; Aphididae
Exons: 4
Coding region: 70-651 (193 amino acids)
Source: RefSeq, a predicted model, not a curated record